AACCUAAAGGAGAUUCUGGCAGAAAUUAUCUCUUCAGAACAAGUGCGUGUGUCAGAUUUCAGGAAGGCUCAUGGUGGUUCAGUCAUUGGACAGGUGACUGUAGAUCAGGCCUAUGGCGGCAUGAGAGGCAUUAAGGGCAUGGUGUACGAGACGUCGGUUUUGGACCCCGAGGAAGGGAUCCGUUUCCGUGGCUACAGUAUCCCAGAAUGCCAAGAACUGCUCCCCAAGAUCCCAGGCGGGGAGGAACCGCUACCAGAGGGGAUCUUCUGGCUGUUGCUUACUGGAAAGAUUCCAAACAAGCACCAGGUGGAGCACCUCUCCAGGGAAUGGGCUGAGAGAGCCGACAUCCCCUCCCACGUAGUGACCAUGUUGAACAACUUCCCCAGCACUCUGCACCCCAUGGCACAGUUCAGUGCUGCCAUCACCGCUCUCAGCAGCGAGAGCAAGUUUGCUAAGGCUUACUCUGACGGUGUUCAUAAGGCAAAAUACUGGGAGUAUGCAUACGAAGAUGCCAUGGACCUAAUCGCCAAACUGCCCACCGUGGCCGCCAUGAUCUACAGAAACCUGUAUCGCGAGGGGACAAAUGUGGGUGCCAUUGAUCCCAACAAUGACUGGUCUGGCAACUUUGCCUCCAUGCUAGGAUAUGAUGAUCCAUACUUCACAGAACUCCUGAGAUUAUACCUAUGUAUUCACAGUGACCAUGAAGGUGGCAAUGUCAGUGCUCACACAGUCCACCUUGUAGGCAGCGCCCUCUCGGACCCCUACCUCUCCUUUGCCGCAGGAAUGAACGGCCUCGCGGGACCCCUACACGGACUUGCCAAUCAGGAGGUGUUAGUGUGGUUAGAGAGGUGCCAAGAGGCUCUGGGUGGAGAUCUUACAGAUGAUAAUGUCAAAAACUUUAUCUGGAACACACUCAAAUCAGGACAGGUUGUUCCGGGCUACGGCCACGCCGUGCUGAGAAAGACUGACCCCAGGUAUCAGUGUCAGCGUGAGUUUGCCCUGAAGCACCUGCCAGAUGACCCUCUGUUCCAAGUGGUCAGCCAGCUCUACAAGCUGGUGCCAGACAUCCUCCUGGAGCAGGGCAAGGCCAAGAACCCCUGGCCCAACGUGGAUGCUCACAGCGGAGUCCUGUUGCAGCAUUAUGGCAUGACAGAGAUGAACUACUACACAGUGUUGUUUGGUGUGUCCAGAGCUCUGGGAACUCUGGCUUCUCUGGUGUGGGACCGCGCUUUAGGACUUCCACUCGAAAGACCAAAGUCCAUGAGCACCGACGGCCUGAUGCAGCUGGUCGGAGUUAGCUCCUCCGAUUAGAAAAUGGGUCGUCUGGAUUAUUAGUUAAUUAAUUAAUUAACGAGUUCCUCUCUGCUGCAAAUUCAUAGAAAAGACACAAUGCAAACUGGUCUGAAAAGAAUGGAUUACAUAACAUGACUGCAAUUGUAGAAAUUUUUAACUUAAAUCUUCUUUGUGGGUUCCUGUAUUGUUUUUGUUUGUGGAAUAUGAAUUGGAUGGCAAAUUUAUGUUUGACUGCAUGCUGCAAUGCUGAAUGACAACAGAAGAAAAUUGAUCCUGUUUCUAUUCCAAUUAAAAAAAGGUAGUUUUCCUAUUAAUGAAAAGACCCGAAAUUUUGUACCAUAUAUUUGAAAAUUAGAUUCAACUGUUAUAAAGAAUGCCUUCCUGUGGAAACAGUUCCUGUAAACAGUUUAUGACAGUUGUGGCAGUGUUCCUUGUAAUUUAUUUGUUGUCCUUUGUGAUUUGAGUUGUUUAGACUGUGAUGAAACCGUUUGUUUGUUGAUUUGCACCCAAGACAUCCUGUUGAGCCAUAUUUUCUUUAGUACAGCACACUCAACUCUGUUUACUUAGUGGAUAACUUCACACAAGAACUUGAGCCAAACCUUAGUAUACUCACUGUCAGGCAUUUUGGUUUUUCUAAAUGCAUAGAAAGAAGCAUUUUUAGGCCAGAAAAGUGGUUGGUUUUAUGGUUUACUAUUAAUUUACCCAAGAUUCACGUAUAAUAAUCUUUUUUGAUCUAAAAGAAGACCAAAAUGUUUCAGUUACUCAUCCUUGUGAUAAUAUUCCCAGAAAAUACUGUCUUUCAUUUCACGAUGGUCUCCUUGGUGUUUUCCCACGUUUGUUUUGAUCUUUCUGAACCGAUAUUAAACUAGAACACGUCAUUGCACAGAAAAUGUCGAUGUAUUGGAACCAUGCUCUGUUUGUGAAUUGCUGAACAUUCGUCCUUUUUUUAGCAGAAAGCAUAAGCACGACAACCGCUCUUUAUGACUUUGUGGAACAAAAGUACUUUUUUUGUAAGAGAAAAUAAAAAUGUGAAGUAACUACAGCAAACUCGCAUUAGAAGUAUAUGUGAUACAGUCUGGCAUAUUGCAGGUUUUCUUUGCUAUAUUAUAUUCGUAAGAGAUUGGCGCUCUUCAGUUAUCGGUCAUGUAAGCAUUUUGUCGCUGAGAGGCACUUCAUAUUCAACAUGUAAGUUUUAAGCUGUUGACAUUUGCUGUAAUAUUCUUAAAAUGAGCUCAUAUUACAAAAAAAUUAAUAUUUAGACAAAAUAAACGGAUUGAGCCAUUGUUUA
Messenger RNA from Lingula anatina, 2581 nucleotides. Its product is annotated as citrate synthase, mitochondrial. Lineage: Eukaryota; Metazoa; Brachiopoda; Lingulata; Lingulida; Lingulidae. The record is from RefSeq and is a predicted model, not a curated record. Gene Ontology annotation, cellular component: mitochondrial matrix. Gene Ontology annotation, biological process: tricarboxylic acid cycle; carbohydrate metabolic process; citrate metabolic process.